CCACAAUUUUACAUGAACGUGUUUACAUAUAAAGGUGAGCAUUUAUAAUGUAUUAAGAUAUUUAAAGAAUAUCAAAAUACACUCAACAUACACCCAUCAUCUUGUUGUGGACGAUUAUAGAGCACAUCAAUACGGACUGAUAUUUUCUAAAUUAAUGUCUUAUUAUGGACUGAUUAAUGCGCACAAGUAGACCUUAAUCAGUCCUUUGUUUUGUUUUCUUGAUCAUUUGUAUUGUGCAUAUGAAUGAGAAAAUAAUGAAGGGAAACCCUUAGAGCCUACGAAUUGUCAUAUGUGACAGAGGAAAAGUAAGCUUUGAAGCAAAUAAUGAUCGAACUCCUUCUCUUGCAAAUAAUGAUUGGAGUUUUCGAGGUCUUCACCGAGUAAUCUGAUGAACACCCCAUGAAGCCCAGGGGGCUGGGAUGGACGGAAAAUGACUCAAUUGCUUCCGUCACCGAGCGGGUUAAAAGAGGAAGACCAUCACCGAGCGGGUUAAAAGAGGAAGAGGAGUGGGCAGGGAGGGGCUUGAGUGGUCUCAUCGUUGUCGCCAUGAAGGGAAGGAAUUGAUGGAGCAAAUGAUUUGGAAGAUGACAAGAUUUGGAAGCUGCUGUUCUUCGUAAUCGAUCGUAUACUUCCCAGUCAAUUUUUCCGGUUGAGCUUUCUACAAGUUUUCCAUCGAGGCUCAUGGCUAUGCGGGUGGAAGGGAUAUUCAAUCCAAAUGGAACGUGUUCUGCUCCGUAAUUAGAUUUAAGGGUAUUUUGGUCAAAGGAGGUGUAGUUUCGUUCUACGUUAAUCCUUCGUCCUAAAUUUGGAAAGUUGUCAUGUUUAAGUCUUAUACGGAUAAUUUUCCCAUAAUUAUUUCAAAAGUGUCUAUUGCUGCCCUUUAAUUAUUUCGCAGAGUAUAUUGCUGCGGCACACUAAAAACAAAAAUAAAGCAAGGAAUAUGGCUAUGGCCGCCUCCACGCUAACCCCCAGCAGAAUCAUCGUCACCAUCAUCGUAAUAGCCUCAACAUUAACUGCCGCCGCAGAAAGGGUCCGUUCGGAGGACGACGACCGCCGAAUCCUCAAGGCCAUGAUGGGCCGGUGCGUGGAGAUAUUCCUCAACCCCUCCUCGCCCCCGCCCGACAACAUCGUCAACGCCGAUGAAGCCCGGCAAGUCCAGGCACUCACCAUGUACAGCUGUGAUCAACUUUUCACGGACAUCGGUCUUGCAGCGGGCCGCUUCACUCUCGCAUCCCUUCAUCAGCAAUACCGUUGCGGGUGGCCUGCAAUUCUCCGGGGUUGUCAAGGCCGGUCCUGAUAUAGGGGCAGGAUGGGCGGCUGCCCAGGGCCCACCAGGAAGAAGGGCCCAUAAAUUAUUUAGGAGUAAUAUAUAUAUAUAUUGAGUCUCGUUCACCUCGGGCCCACAAAUCUAUUUGAGACGCUUUCGGAUGAAAUUGUUUGAUGAAAGUUUGUGAGUAUGUUUUUCAUUAAGUGUAGAUUAGAUCCAAAAAAUGUCAACUCAAAAUUC
This is a messenger RNA of Cuscuta epithymum, 1507 nucleotides long. NCBI's taxonomy places the organism in Eukaryota, Viridiplantae, Streptophyta, Magnoliopsida, Solanales, Convolvulaceae. The record is from the annotation of a GenBank genome assembly.